CCUGUGAUGAAAAAGGAAUUUAUUAUAGCAAGUGUUAAAAUCAGUGUAGCCAUCUAUGUUGAAUGGAAUCUUUGGUUGUGUAAAACAGUAGGUGAGGCUGGUUCAUUAUCUGAUUCUUUUUCUGGAGGGGUAUUAUCAGCUUCAAGAAGGUCAUUGUCAAGAAAAAGUUCAGGA
This is a messenger RNA of Dentiscutata heterogama, 174 nucleotides long. Lineage: Eukaryota; Fungi; Glomeromycota; Glomeromycetes; Diversisporales; Gigasporaceae. The record is from the annotation of a GenBank genome assembly.